UAAUAGAACAGGCCGUCGUCUUAUGCUGCGUCCUUAUAUACACUUCAUCAUGAACCCCGAUGAACCACUUUCUUUGAACAUAAACUAGUUAACUAGCGAGGAAGUGGUCAAGCCUUUGCUAGCUCCACGCUGCGAGAGAGAAGAGAAUGAUGAAGCCCUCCGUAGCCAUAGUUCUCCUGCUCGUCGUUGCAGAGUAUGCUUCCCUGGCUACAGCGGCCGGUCCUAAGGUCAUCAUAGUCGGUGCCGGCAUGUCUGGGAUCUCGGCUGGUAAGAGGCUGUCGGAUGCCAGGAUCAGCGACUUCAUGAUCCUGGAGGCCACGGACCGCAUCGGUGGGCGCAUCCACAAGACCAAGUUUGCCGGAGUGAACGUGGAGAUGGGGGCGAACUGGGUAGAGGGAGUGAACGGCAAGGAGAAGAACCCCAUCUGGACCAUGGCCAACAGCACUGGCGGACUCAACCUUAGGACUUUCCGCUCCGACUUCGACCACCUCGCCAGCAACACCUACAAGCAAGACGGCGGUCUUUACGAUGAUAAAUUUGUUGAGAAGAUAAUCGAGAGGAUGGAUGAGGUGGAGGAGAGCGGGACUAAGCUCGCCGGCACCUUGCACCUCAGCGGCCAGGAGGAUAUGUCCGUCAUGGCCAUGCAACGCCUCAACGACCACAUGCCGACGGGCCCCGCUCGGCCGGUGGACAUGGUGAUCGACUAUUACCAGCACGACUUCGAGUUUGCGGAGCCGCCGCGCGUGACGAGCCUGCAGAACACGGUGCCGCUUCCCACGUUCGACAACUUCGGAGACGACGUCUACUUCGUUGCCGACCAGCGGGGCUUCGAGUCCGUGGUGUACCAUGUCGCCGGCCAGUACCUCAAGACCGACAAAGCCACGGGCGCCAUCGUUGACCCGAGGCUGAAGCUCAACACGGUGGUGCGGGAGAUCACACACUUUCCCAGCGGCGUCACGGUGAAGACGGAGGACAAUAAUGUGUACAAAGCCGACUACGUCAUGGUCUCCGCCAGCCUGGGCGUGCUGCAGAGCGAGCUCAUCCGGUUCAGGCCGCAGCUGCCCUCGUGGAAGAUCUUGUCCAUCUACCAGUUCGACAUGGCGGUAUACACCAAGAUCUUCCUCAAGUUUCCCCGGAGCUUCUGGCCGGUAGGGCCCGGCAGGGAGUUCUUCCUAUACGCCAGCGGGAGGAGGGGGUACUACCCGGUGUGGCAGCAGUUCGAGAAGCAGUACCCGGGCUCCAACGUGCUGCUGGUCACGGUCACAGACGAUGAGUCGAGGAGGAUCGAGCAGCAGCCCGACAACCAGACCAUGGCAGAGGCGGUGGCCGUGCUCAGGAAGAUGUUCCCCGGGGCGGACGUGCCAGACGCCACGAAGAUCCUCGUGCCCAGGUGGUGGUCCAACAAAUUCUACAAGGGAUCCUUCUCCAACUGGCCCAUCGGCGUCAACCGCUAUGAAUACGACCUCAUUCGGGCUCCGGUUGGGAGGGUUUACUUCACCGGUGAGCACACCAGCGAAAACUACAACGGCUAUGUCCAUGGAGCGUAUCUUGCUGGUAUCGACUCUGCUGAUGUCUUGAUCAACUGCGCCAAGAAAAAGUUGUGCAAGUACCAUGUGCGCGGAAAGCAUGAAUAAUCAAAAUUUGCAGGUUACUUAAGCACUGAAUGAAAGAAAGCAGAAGUUCAGCUAGUGAGUCACUGAGGAUUCGAUAUGUUCAUCAGAAAUGUUUAUUGUUCAAAUAACUAGCACAAUGGCCCGCACACAUGUGCGGGCAACAUCUUAGUGAAUUCCAUAAUAAAUAUCUGUAUUUGACACUUGAUUUGCUGAAAUUAUUUGCACAUGUUUUAGCAUUUUGCUUGCUUGAGCAAUAUAUUUUCCUACCUUCUAUUUGUAA
Messenger RNA from Brachypodium distachyon (stiff brome), 1893 nucleotides. RefSeq names its product polyamine oxidase. Gene Ontology annotation, molecular function: oxidoreductase activity. NCBI's taxonomy places the organism in Eukaryota, Viridiplantae, Streptophyta, Magnoliopsida, Poales, Poaceae. The transcript is spliced from 7 exons. The record is from RefSeq and is a predicted model, not a curated record. The coding region runs from base 147 to 1634 and encodes 495 amino acids.